Striga hermonthica is the source of this 726-nucleotide messenger RNA. Lineage: Eukaryota; Viridiplantae; Streptophyta; Magnoliopsida; Lamiales; Orobanchaceae. The record is from the annotation of a GenBank genome assembly.
AUGGGAGCAACAGAGACUGAGGAAGGACGAUCCUUGGCUGAAACGCCGUCGUGGGCUGUCGCCGCCGUCAUCACUGUCUUGGUUACGGUCGGUUUUUCCAUUCACGGAGGUUUGAAGAAGUGCGGAAAGUGGCUGGAUAGAACUAAAAGGAAGCAUCUUCUUGCGGCGCUCGACAAGAUCAAGGAAGAGGUAAUGGUAUUUGGGCUUCUGUCUUUGCUGAUGGGUCAUUGGAUUGUCUUUGUGUCUAAAAUUUGUGUUAAGUCUUCUGCAUUGAGUAGCCGGUUCUACCCGUGUGCUCCUCAUAGUUUUCCACAACAUGAAGUUAUUAUUAAGGAUCAUGCUGUUGUUCCGAAGCCUCUUCAUUUGAACUCCUCUGUUUCUCGGUUAUUGUUGGAGGACGUUCAUCGAGAUUCUUGUCCCAAGGGUCAUGAACCUUUUGCUUCAUAUGAGAGCCUUGAGCAGCUCCAUAGGUUCUUGUUUGUUUUGGGAACUACGCAUAUCUGCUAUAGUUUCUUUGCUGUUGCACUAGCCAUGAUCAAGAUCUAUAGCUGGAGGACUUGGGAAGAUCUUGCCAAGACAUUGGCUUUUAGGGGCUUGCUAAUGGUGGAUACGCCAGCUGAGUCUGAAAACAAUGGGACAGAUGGCGUCCGAAUGAGGCGGCUCGCGAGUUUUUUAUUUCAUCACACUUCUCAUCCAUGGAGUCAGCAUAGACUUCUUAUUUGGCUG